This is a messenger RNA of Sesamum indicum (sesame), 2265 nucleotides long. RefSeq lists its product as uncharacterized. Gene Ontology annotation, molecular function: metal ion binding; phosphatidylinositol binding. NCBI's taxonomy places the organism in Eukaryota, Viridiplantae, Streptophyta, Magnoliopsida, Lamiales, Pedaliaceae. The record is from RefSeq and is a predicted model, not a curated record.
UAAAUUCAGAUGAAUUUUUGAUCAAGAAAUUGAUUUUGCCGUGUCCACCACCAGCACUAUUUCUUCCCUCUCCCGCAUUAUCAUUCUGAGGAACCCUAAUGUUCUGAAGAUGGAAUAAUCAUGGAGGAGGAACUCGAGAGCUUAUCGGUGGGCGCCAAAUUGCAGUACCCCAAAAUUGAACUGGAGGACUAUGAACCCAAGAUUUGCUCGCCAAGGAUUAUUCUCCAUAUUCAGGUUUGUGAAAGUUUUAAUAAAGAUGUCGGAGACUGUAACCAGGGAUCAUCAGAUAAUGAUAAGCGUAACUAUUUGGAGCAUCUGCUCAAGGCAGAUGAUAAAAUGGAGCUAACUGGGGUGGAUAAUGAGCAGAAAAAAGAUUUAGCUGCUUUAAAUCAAAAGCUCAAUAAAUAUUUUUGUUACGACACUUCACUUUCUGAAGAAACAGGUGUUUGGAUCCCUGUCUCUGUUCCACCAUUGCCCGAAAAUGAGCAAUUAGAAUGGGAUAGGGGUUUCUAUUUAAAUGGAGGCUACUUGCCUGAUGGCGACUUGGGUUGGAAUGAGUGUAUUGGAGAAGAUAAAGAGAUGACCAUGUGGGAUGUGGUCCUUGACAUGUUGCUGACAGCCAGAGGAAAAGUUAGCGCUCUUGCUUCUGGUGAUAUUCAUGGAUGCAGCAUAUCUUGGAUUUCAAGCCACCUUCUAGAGCAAGCUUGGAAAGAAAUGGCUCAAACCCUUACCGAUGCUAACUUUGGCAAAAUGAAGGAAAUCCUAGAAUCAGAGCCGCCAAAAUGGUUGCCUGAUAGUGCUGCUUCUGCUUGCAUGCUGUGCAAUGUUCGUUUUCAUCCUAUCAUGUGUUCGAGACACCACUGCAGAUUUUGUGGGGGGAUUUUCUGCAAUGGUUGCUCCAGGGGACGGAGCUUGUUGCCUUCAAAGUUCCGAACAGGGAAUCCUCAGCGAGUCUGUGAUGUAUGUUGUGUACGACUUGAGCCUGUGCAGACGUGCUUGAUGAGCCAAGUUAGUCGUGCAGCACAGUCACCUACCCAUGAUCUGACGGAUCUAAGUACAUUGAGAUCUUGGCUUAAUUUUCCAUGGGGCCAAUCUAUGGAAUACGAAAUAUACAAGGCAACAAACACCAUUCAAGGUUACAGUAAGGUUGGAUGCUUGGCUCCUGAAAAGUCCAUACCAAGUGCAGUCCUAAAGCAAGCUAAGGGCUUUGCUAUCUUAACUGUUGCAAAGGUUGGCUUGAUGGUUACUUACAGCAUUGGUACAGGGUUAGUAGUUGCUCGUAGAGAAGAUGGAUCUUGGUCUCCACCUUCUGCAAUUGCAUCAUUUGGCAUUGGCUGGGGAGCACAGGGUGGAGGGGAAGUGACAGAUUUUAUUAUUGUGUUGAGAACAAAUUCUGCCAUCAAGACCUUCGGUGGGAAUGCCCACUUGUCAGUUGGAGCAGGUUUAAGUGCAGCUGUUGGGAUUGUUGGAAGGGCAGCUGAAGCUGAUAUACGUGCUGGUGAUGGUGGUUAUGCUGCUUGCUAUACAUACAGUUGUAGUAAAGGUGCAUUUGCUGGUUGCUCUAUUCAAGGAAAUAUAGUCAAGACCCGAGCACAAGAAAAUUCUCGGUUUUAUGGUAAUCCAUCCAUCUCUGCUGCAGAUAUUCUUCUUGGUUCAAUGCCACGGCCUCCUGCAGCUUCUGCAUUGUAUCAGGCGUUAUCAGAAUUAUACAAGAAGCAGUGAAGUUGGUUGUCCGGGUAAAAGUUCUCCUUUACACCCCCAAAAAAUCACAUCUGUCAAUCUAAUUAUUCAUCUGUAUAUUCCAUGCAAUCUUUUCCAUGUAAGUCCUGCUUCAAUUCUUUAUUCCCAUUUGAUUGACGCACAUGAUUGUACAGCAAAACACAAGCACAUAAAGAACAAAAGCAAAUGAAACUUCAGUAUGAGUUUCCACAUAAGGCAGAAUGAAAUGAAAAUCUAUGUAUACUUUGAUUCUUAGGAUAUGGUAAAUGAUGCCCCAGGCCAUAAUCCUCUCAGAUAGGCAGUUUCUCCCACCACAGUACAUGACCGUGCCUUAAUGGGUUUUACCUACCAAUGUGUAUGCAAUUUUUGGCUGCUACUUAUUGAUACUCCUCUGUUAACCUAUUAAAGUCUAGGGUGUUUGUUUAUUUUUGUUCUUUUUUCUUUUUUGACAGAGUUUAUGAGUUCAUACAUUUUGGGGAUAAUUAUACUUUCCUCCCCUGAGGUUUAGUGUAAUUACACAUAGACCCCCUAUGAUUUGGAAGAUUA